AUGAAACUAUACGUUGUCAGCCCCGACUGUGCGCCGAACGAUCAGUGCCUCCGCAUCAACGGCGCCGGGUGGGGUCUCCUGGAGCAAGACAUAGCUGACACACAGGUAUUACAGCUCCACCCCAGCGAGCACGCCGACUUCAUCUGCGUCUCCUACUCAUGGGGCCGCGGCCGUUGCCCAAGCCCCUUCCACCCGCCGUUCGAGGUCUCGGACCGGACGCUCCCCGCUUUAACGGCCACCAUCGCGCAGCGUCCGACGUGCCACAGGAUCUGGAUUGACGCCUUCUGCGUCCCGCCCCCCUCCAAUCCACACCUCCGCGCCGCCACCCUGGAAAGCAUGGGCUUCAUCUACUCACGCGCCGCCGAGGUCAUCGUAGUCGUCUCUUCACAAGCCCUGCCCGUCCUCCAAUAUAUUACUACCACUAAAGACUGGGUCACGCGCGCCUGGACCUACCAGGAAGCCGUCAACGCCCGCCAGCUGCACUUCACCACCACCACCACCAUCAGCGCCGCCGCCGCCGCCGGCAGCGGCGUGCUCGUCGACAGCAUGCAGCUCUUCUCACGCCUCGGACACGCGCUUGCGCUUCUCGCCAAGACGGCGCCCAAGGAGCGCAAGCGCUACCCGCGGCUGAGCGCCUUCGAGGACGUCAUGUGCGAUCGUGCCGUGGCUGCGUAUCUGGAGAGGUCGGCGCUGCAGGUCAUGACCGUCAUGGAGGAGCGCACGCAGACGUGGCCGGAUGACCACUUCUAUGCGAUGAUGGGCGCCAUCUCAACGGAGCCGGCCAGGGCGAGUGGCGCUGAGAGUGCGUGCGAGGCGUUCAUGGCAUUGUGUGAGCAGAAGGGGGACUGGAGUUUUGUGUUUACUUCGGCGAGGAGGGAUGGGAAGAUCGGGGGGACGAGGUGGAGGCCUACCAAGGAGGGGGGUGAGGGCCUGAAGCCGAUUAUCAAGCUGCCUAGCUGGGGAGGGGGGCUGAAAGGGGAGUGGAAGGAUGGGUGCUUAGUUCUAGAGCAUAUUGUUGUGUUGGGCCUGGGGACGGCAGCACACGAGGUCGGCGCAUGGAUUCGGUGGUGGUUGGAAGGUUUCGACCCUCGGCGGUACGGGUCUGAUGCCAAGCUAGGACCGGCGGCCUUUGAAGCUCUUCGGGAGCUGGGAUUCUCGGGGAGUUCAGAGUACUUGGCGACAGAGAACGGAUUGGUCUUCCCCCAAAAUCCAGUGCCUCCGUCGGCCCAAGUGGAAGUGCUGGUCACCGCCGAAAUCAGGUGGUCGCCUGGGGCCCCUGCUCUGGUCCGGUAUCACGGAGACACUGGCACCGACCCUGGGUUGUUUUUUUACGAGCCGGCAGUCUUUGGGGAGAUGCCAAAGCUUCUCGCCGUCCACCGCCCAACAGCCGUCUCCCUUUCCUAA
Chaetomium strumarium is the source of this 1404-nucleotide messenger RNA. RefSeq lists its product as uncharacterized. The record is from RefSeq and is a predicted model, not a curated record. Lineage: Eukaryota; Fungi; Ascomycota; Sordariomycetes; Sordariales; Chaetomiaceae. Bases 1 to 1404 code for a protein of 467 amino acids. The transcript has 2 exons.